Salvia miltiorrhiza (redroot sage) is the source of this 2123-nucleotide messenger RNA. RefSeq names its product tetrahydroberberine oxidase-like. The record is from RefSeq and is a predicted model, not a curated record. The coding region runs from base 221 to 1555 and encodes 444 amino acids. NCBI's taxonomy places the organism in Eukaryota, Viridiplantae, Streptophyta, Magnoliopsida, Lamiales, Lamiaceae. Gene Ontology annotation, molecular function: FAD binding. The transcript has a single exon.
CUUUUCUGGGAUCAGUUACAAAAAAAAAAAAAAAAGUAUCAUAUAUUAGUUUUUUGUUUUUUAAAAAACCUUCAAAGAAAGCCGCCCAUGGCGACGGCGACGAAAAUCUCAAUCACCACUUGAUUUCUUAUUCUUUAUCCUUAUAAAUACAACGCAGUAUUUUAUCUUAAGCUUCAGACAUAAGUCGAUUUCUCAAAAAAGAAGUCGGUUUUCUUUCAACAUGAAGAAUCUUUCCAUCUCCUCUCUCACUCUCACUCUCACUCUCGUCAUCUUCUUCAUCUUUUCCUUCUCGCCGGCAGCCUCCGCCGACGGCCACAAACAUUUCCUCGAAUGUCUGUCGGAGAAAUUCGACGACGACUCCUCGUUUUCCGACGUCGUCUACACCAAAGCCAACUCAUCCUACACUUCCAUCUUGCAAGCCGCCAUUUGGAACCUGAGAUUCACCACAGAAUCCACGCCGAAGCCGCAGGUGAUCAUAACCCCGGACGAGGAAUCUCAGAUCCCGCCGGUCAUUCUCUGCGCUAAGCAAACCGGCCUCGAGAUAAGAACUCGCAGCGGCGGCCACGACAUGGAGGGAUUAUCGUCUAGAUCGCCGGUCCCGUUCGUGAUCAUCGAUUUGAUCAAUCUCAGCAGAGUCACGGUCGACGCCGACGCCAAGACCGCGUGGCUCGCCGCCGGCGCGACGCUCGGCGCGCUGUACUACCACAUCUCGGAGAAGAGCCUGCUCCUCGGAUUCCCGGCGGGGUUCUGCCCGACGGUCGGCUCCGGCGGCCACUUCAGCGGCGGAGGCGACGGCACGAUGGUGCGGAAGUACGGCAUGGCCGCCGACAACAUCAUCGACGCGAGAAUAGUCGACGCCAGCGGCAGGAUCCUCGACCGGGAAUCCAUGGGGGAGGAUCUCUUCUGGGCGAUCAGGGGCGGCGGCGGCGCCAGCUUCGGCGUGAUCACCGCCUGGAAGGUGCAGCUCGUCGAUGUUCCGGAAACCGUCACUGUCUUCCAACUGACGAAAACGCUGGAGCAGAACGCGACGGAUCUCGUGCACAAGUGGCAAUCCGUCGCGCCCCACGCUGACGAAAAUCUUUUCGUCGGUAUUCUACUAAACAGAGUGGGCGCGACGGUUUCCGCCAACUUCUUCUCUCUCUAUCUGGGGGUAGCGGACAAUCUGGUUGCACUUAUGCAGGGAAACUUUCCCGGAGCUCGGCCUGGCGCGAGAGGCCUGCGCGGAGAUGAGCUGGAUCGACUCCGUCGUCAGCUUCGGCCGGUUCACCUCCGCGCUGCCUCUCGCGCUCGAAACGCCGGCGGAUUUGCUGUUCAGGCACGACCCGAAUCUCAGGUUCCUGAAAAUGAAAUCCGACUUCGUGCAGACGCCCUUACCAAAAGAAGGAAUCGACGGUUUGUUGAAUCUAUUAUUCGCGCCGGAGGCGGAGGCCGGGCUGAUCGCCUUAAUCCCACACGGCGGGAGAACGGCGGAGAUUCCGGAAUCUUCGAUUCCGUUUCCGCACAGGGCGGGAAACUUGUUCAAAGUCGAAACGAUUGUAUACUGGCAAGACAAUGAAAAUGCGGAGAGAUACCUCGACUGGGUGAGGGGUUAUUACAAUUACAUGACUCCUUACGCUUCGAAAUCUCCGCGAUCUGCGUAUAUCAACUACAGAGAUCUCGACCUCGGGGUGAACAACGCGUUGGGGAAGACGAGCUACGCGGAGGCGAGCGUUUGGGGGAGGAGGUACUACAAGAGCAAUUUCGAUCGUCUUGUUCUGGUGAAGACCAUGGUUGAUCCGGAGAAUUUCUUCAGAUUCGAACAGAGCAUCCCGCCGGUGCACUCGUGGUCGAGCAACAGUGGUGUGUGUCCGAUUUGAAUAAAGCCAUUGUUAUAAAGAAUAACAAGUUGGUUUACAUGAUACCUCAAAAAACAAAAAAAAAACAAAGUUGGUUUUCAUGUUUGGUUUUGUGUAGUUCUAUGUUCUUCCUGUUUCGUGCUGCGUUGAUUCGAUGUCAAAAUGUAAAAUUAUACGUUUUGAUUUUUUUUAAUUUUUUUUUUUGAAGGAGUAUGUUAUCAACUUUUCGUUCGUGAUCACUGAUAUUCAUAAUGUAAUGAGAUAAAAGAAAGAGUUUUACCAAUUAAA